Messenger RNA from Zingiber officinale, 1920 nucleotides. Its product is annotated as pectinesterase/pectinesterase inhibitor-like. Gene Ontology annotation, molecular function: pectinesterase inhibitor activity; pectinesterase activity. The record is from RefSeq and is a predicted model, not a curated record. Lineage: Eukaryota; Viridiplantae; Streptophyta; Magnoliopsida; Zingiberales; Zingiberaceae. The transcript is spliced from 3 exons. Gene Ontology annotation, biological process: cell wall modification. Bases 1 to 1920 code for a protein of 639 amino acids.
AUGGCGAACAAGGCCGUUUUCGGCGCCUUCGCGGCGGUCCUUUUGGUGGCCGCGGUGAUCGGCGUCAUCGCCACGGUGAUGAACAACACCCACAAGCCGUUGUCGACGUCGGAGAACCCCUCGCUGUCUUCUACAUCCGUUAAAUCCCUCUGCGCCCAGACUGACUACAGCGACGUGUGCAUGCGCACCGUCGGCGCCGUCAACUCCUCUGCCUCCGACCCCAGGGCCUUAAUCCAGGCCGCCUUCCAGGCUGCCCUGGACGAGGUCAACUCGGCGGUCCACCUCACCAACAACGUCAGCGCCGGCGCCACCGACCAGUUCAACAAGAACGCCUUCGCCGACUGCAAGUCGCUGCUGGAGUACGCCAACGAGGAGCUACGGGCGGCCAUGAUAGUGUCGGACGACGCCGACGGCGUGGGUCGCCGCGCCGACGACAUCAAGGCCUGGCUCUCCGCCGUCAUCACGUACCAGGAGACCUGCAUCGACGGCAUCACGCAGCCGGAGCUGCAGGACUCGAUGAGGAGCGGCAUGGAGACGGCGGCGCAGGUCACCAGCAACGCCAUCGCAUUCGUCGACGCCCUCAGCUCGCUCUUCAAGUCCUUCGACUUGAACAGCCUCAACAUCACGACCUCAGGCCGGCGACUCCUGUCGGAAGAAGUCGGAAAGUACCCGACGUGGUUGGCGGCGCACGACAGGAAGCUGUUGGCGGCGCAAUCGAGGGGGCAACUGAGGCCCAACGUGGUGGUGGCGCAGGACGGCAGCGGCAACUUCAAGUCCAUAAAUGAUGCGCUCAGAGCCAUGCCUAAACGGUACUCCGGCAGGUACGUGAUCUACGUGAAGGCAGGCAUCUACAAGGAGUACGUCAUGGUCACCAAGGACAUGAACCAAGUCUUCAUGUACGGAGAUGGCCCUAGAAGGACCAUUGUCACCGGGAGCAAGAACUUCGUCGACGGCGUCGGCACUAUGAACACGGCCACAUUCGCUGUCGUGGGACAGGGCUUCAUCGCCAAGUCCAUGGGAUUCAGCAACACAGCCGGAGCCAUCAAGCACCAAGCGGUGGCGCUCCGAGUGCAGGCCGACAUGGCCGCCUUCUUCAACUGCCGGAUGGACGGCUACCAGGACACGCUGUACGUGCACGCCCUACGCCAAUUCUACCGCAACUGCAUCAUCUCCGGCACCGUCGACUUCAUCUUCGGCGACUCCGCCGCCGUCUUACAGAACUGCCUCAUCGUCGUGCGCCGCCCCAUGGACAACCAGCAGAACACCAUCACGGCUCACGGCCGCACACAGGCCAAGGAAGGCACCGGACUCGUCAUCCAUAACUGCCGCAUCGUCCCCGACAAGAGGCUGUUCCCCGACCGGUUCAAGAUCCCCAGCUUCCUGGGUCGCCCAUGGAAGGCCUACUCCCGCACCGUCAUCAUGGAAUCCAUCAUCGGCGACCUGAUCCGUCCCGAAGGGUGGAUGCCGUGGGACGGCAGCCUGUACCUUGACUCUCUGUACUACGCCGAGUACGGAAACCGAGGCCCCGGCGCCGGCACCAGCGGCCGCAUCCACUGGCGUGGAUUCCGUGUCAUCAACAAGCAAACGGCCCAACAAUUCACGGUGAAUAACUUCAUCGGCGGCAACCAGUGGGUCCCUUACGCCGGCAUUAACUUCCUUGGCGGCCUCAAUUUGAAACGUGACAAAAUUGAUUGGUGGGUUGUUUGUAAAACGAAAGCACGGAAAAAAAUAGAGGAACAUUGGGAAGACAUUGCAUAUCAACCAGAGGAGGUUGCAAAUACAUUUCAGACCGAGGAAUAUAUUAUUCCAACAUUACGAGAUCCCAGCGGAGUAGUGAUAAAUGUGGAUGCCAGUGAGUUUCAUGAGGAUGAUGAUGACAAGGAUGAGGAGGACGAGGAGGAUGAGAACUUUGAUUUUUAA